AAUUAAAUGUGAUUAAAAAAUUAGGGGUAAACAUGUCUUUUUACACGUUUUUAAUGGAGACCGUAACCGACAACCAAAACUAGUGAGGUGUAAAUGAAAUUAUCCCUUUUAUUUAAAUUCUAUCCAGAUGUAUACCAAACAAACAAGGAUUGUUGGUCAAGUCUUUGAAUCUUUUCCUUUCCUUUCCUUUCUCAAAAAGCUUUUCUAACGGAAUUGUUUCAAACACAGCGUUACUUCGUUUUUGCUUUUCCUUCCAACGAGAGGAACUACUGCUACUUGCAAUCUUCGUUUGCUUCCUCUGCUAUGAUGCCUGUAAUUCAAACACUGCUCAAACCCAAAAUCUUGAUCGGAUUUGGGGACCUUCUGUACUCUCUCUCUUACAUUCUCUAUCAUCGUUCAAACCCUAUAGCAGUUUCUCUUUUCCAUUCCUCUUCUGUCUUGCACAUGUUGUAUAAAUUGCGCAAUUACUACACGUAUAACAGAUUAAUACAACAUUUUGUAUAUACUAUACCAUUUUCUUGAUUCUCUUUGCCCGGUUUGAGUUUUUGGUGCUUGAGUGAAUUCCAAAAAGAAGAAAUGGCUGGCAAUGGUGGAAAGGACAGAUUCCACAAAGAUGACCUUCAUGAUCCGAAGAGAAAAGCCAUCAUGGGCAGAACAGUGCACCUCCAUCAAGACACCUCUAGGUUGGAAAUCUGUCGCACAUCUGACAAUACUUUGACCACUCACUUUUUACAGUUUGGCAAGUUUGAGGGCGUUGCUUUUCAAGCAGGACGUAGCUAUGCUUUCAUUAAUUUUAAAAUGAAGACGAGGCCUUUGCUGCAAUGAGUGCAUUUCAAGAUUUUGUUGACGCUGGAAAUCCACUUAAACUCAAGUUUGCAAAAGUGGAUUAGUCUUCGACGCCAUCAUAUGUUGAUGCGUACUUGCAACUCCGAUAUGAACAACACUCUGCUGUAAGAGGAUCUCCAUUCUCUCAGAGGGACUCUAUAACACAUUGUUCUAGUACUGACCCAUCUUGUCCUGACAAAUCCAAGAUGGGUGACAGAAAUGCUGAACCGAGUGAGGAUUUAUGGAUUUCGUUUCCGCCUUUACCGAAGGUGGAUGAAGUAAUUUUAAGAGAGGCCUUUUCACCAUUUGGUGAGAUUGUGAAGAUUACUACAUUUCCUGAUCGUUGUUAUGCCUUUGUUCGGUUCAAAAAUGUAAUGGCAGCUUGCAGGGCUAAAGAAACUCUCCAUGGAAAAUUGUUUGGCAAUCCCCGUGUACGUAUUGGUUUUGCAAAGAGUGAAACUGGGACAUCCAACAGCAAAAGGAACUCAGGGAAUGCCCCAUCCUCCCCGUAUUUUAAGUCAUAUGGGCACCCAGGAUCAACUGGGAACUUUCCACCAGAAAUGAAUUUUGGGAAUAUAUCUGGAGAUCCCACCAUGAGAUCUCGUUUUAUCCCAAAUGUGGGAUCUGGUUAUCCUAAUUUCAUGACUUUCAGCUGGAAAGAAAAUCUAUGGAUGGGUGGAAAUGGUGCAGAAAAUAUCUAUGAACAUCAUAUUAUUCCUACAGGAGACCGAGGUGCUCACUUCCAUGAUUUUUUUCAGCAAUUUUCUAGAAAAGGUCCAUUCUAUGACACUCCUCGGGACUUUCCAGAAGAUGCCUUACUUUUUCAUGGAGCUAAGAAACUGAGGACCGGCUCCUUUACUCUAGAGAACAGGCUUCCAGAAGAUGCAAAGCAUGUUCUUCCUAGGACCUUCCCCGAUUUUCCCCAGCCUGAGUUCCUUGAUAAAAACUUCGAGUCUGGAUCUUUUGGGUAUAAACAGAUCCCUGAUCAUGCAAUGAAUCAUUCUUAUGGGGAGAGAAGCAAUCACUGGAAUGCAUCUUAUGAUAGUUUUCAAGUUUGUUCUGGUUCAUUGCUUUCGAACCCUGUUGAGUGGAAAAGAUUAACCCCCGAAUCGCAUCAGUCUUCCAUAACUGGAGAGUGGAAAUGGGAAGGAACUAUAGCAAAGGGAGGAAUUCCCAUCUGUCGUGCUUGCUGCUUGCCUGUGGGAAAAGUACUGGACAUGAUGUUACCUGAAUUCUUGGAUUUCACCGCAAGGACUAAUCUUGACACUCUUCCAAAGCGUUACUAUCAAGCAGCUAGUUCUUGGGUGGUAUUCUUUGCCCCUAAAAGUGAUGCUGAUAUGUAUAUGUACAAUGAAUUCUUGGAUUAUCUGGGGGAGAAACAGCGAGCAGCGGUGGCUAAGCUGGAUGAAAACACAACUUUGUCUCUUGUACCUCCUUCAGAAUUUUCUGAGAAAAUAUUGAAGGUACCAGGGAAACUGAGCAUCUCUGGUGUUGUGUUGAGGUUGGAGCACCCUAGUUCUAAUAGUGGAUCUCUUCUUCAUCCAAAUGAGAGAAAAGAUACAAAUGUAAUGUCUUCUCAUGGGGAUACAUCAUACCCGGUGGCAGCAUCAUAUUCAGGAGUACCAUCUCAGUUUGGUCCAUUGCAACAAUUGCAGCAGCAGCCGCAGAUAUUAAGUGUGCCUACAGAGCCUCAAAGAGAGCGUCAGAUAGGCAAUCAAGGGAACCAACAUCCCGAAACAUCUGGUACGCUUGAGGAAGCAGAUGCAGAUCGCCAGAAAAGGCUUCUAGCAACUUUACAACUGGCGGCAGCUCUUCUUAAGCAGACCCAAGAAGGAAGAGGUACUUAACCAGCAAUAGGUUUGAAGGGCGACAAACAUGAAGUUUUAUAGUAUGCCUUCUGGGAAAUAGCUACAUCCGAACUGUCCUUUCUUUCACUUUGUUUAGUGAACAGCCGCCCUUUGACUUUAUUAGAAGCACCAGGGUUACUUGGUUUUAACCUUUGCUUUGUGAAAUAAAGUGGACCACCCCGUUUUGAUGCUCGCUUAAAUGUUACAAAGACUUGGAAGCUUUUCUAAGUCCUUUCACUGCUCUGUUGUGUGGACAUACGAUGUUUAAUUAGUCCGACAUUGUCUUUAUCUGUCAGUGAUGGUAGUUCUCAUUUUGUUUUGGAUCUUUUAUGCAGCUAUCCUUGUCAAGUCAUUUGUUUAUAAGGUGAUCAAGUCAUCGUCUAUUGUAUUUUUCUUCUGACCUUUUCUUACAGCUUCCUGGUGGACAUAGAAGAACACUACAGAAAAAGCACCCAUUUCUCUACCACUACCAGCUCCGGAAGAUUGAAGAGAAGGGGGAACAAGUAAAGUGGAGAGCAAAGAUCUCCAGAGAUGCUCAUCUCAUUCCUUUUUAGAGGCUCCACCAGUGUGACCAAACAGCCAAACCUCAAAAAAUGAAUGGUUCCAACUUCCGGUGGCAGAAAUGCGUCAUUGGGAUCCGUUGCAGUGUGCGCGAUCACACGCGUGUUGUGGAUGGAUGGUCAUAUGAACAUCUUUAUGAACUUUCAGUCUUUCUUGGGUACGAAGAGUACAAGUUAAUUCUGUUUCUCUUGACCUUUAGCUCAUACAAAAGGGUGGUUCAUAGAGCCCGAGAAUGGUAAGCUAGUUGGUGAUGGGAUGGUGGAAAACUGCGUGCGUGGUUAAGUUUUAUGAGAUUUUUUUUGCUUUUUUUUUUUUUUUUUUUU
This is a messenger RNA of Cornus florida, 3556 nucleotides long. Its product is annotated as flowering time control protein FPA-like. The record is from RefSeq and is a predicted model, not a curated record. Gene Ontology annotation, molecular function: RNA binding. The transcript is spliced from 4 exons. The coding region runs from base 1032 to 2672 and encodes 546 amino acids. Lineage: Eukaryota; Viridiplantae; Streptophyta; Magnoliopsida; Cornales; Cornaceae.